GGAGAUCCGGACGGAGGCCGAGGCCGGGGCUGUGUGCCGGGCGCCUGGGAAAGGUGUGCAGCUUCCGUUUGGAGCCCUGGGACCCCGCUGCCCUUCGGGGCCGCCAGCCUCCGGCUCCUCUCCGGCACCAGCAGCUACACGGCGACCCCCGUCCGGCCGCCUCCCCUUCGCUCCGCGUCGCCCGCAGCCUUCCGUCUGCCCGCAAACGAGCCCGGCCGGCCGGGCCGUGGCCCUCCUCAGUGCCGGCCGCCAUGGCAGGGGUGCUUGGCGCGGGGGAAAUCUAGUCCGAGGAUUUCAUGCGGCCUAGCUCGGUUCUCUCUCCUGCGCCCGCGGUCCCAGCAGCUGCCGGCAACCUAGCCCCACUUCGGGCCUCCGUGUCUCUCCUGUGAUCCUACUGACACGGCCGGGGGGUUAGAAUGGAACAAACUGAAGGUAUCCGGUCAGUGAAGAAGGCUACUGUAUUUAUCAGACACCUGAAAUUCAAGUCUGCCUUGAUUACUGCUGUGCUCAUCGUCAGCCUGCUUGGCUCGAUGAGAGAAAGGGAAAGUUAAGGAUGCUGGAGCAGAACAAUGGAUUUCUCUUUCUCUUUCAUGCAAGGGAUCAUGGGAAACACAAUUCAGCAACCACCUCAACUCAUUGACUCCGCCAACAUCCGCCAGGAGGAUGCCUUUGAUAACAACAGUGACAUUGUUGAAGAUGGUGGCCAGACGCCCUUUGAAGCUACUUUGCAACAAGGUUUUCAAUAUCCACCUACAACAGAAGACCUUCCUCCACUCACAAAUGGCUACCCACCCUCAAUCAGCUUGUAUGAAACUCAAACCAAAUACCCACCAUAUAGUCAGUAUCCCAAUGGGUCAGCCAAUGGUUUUGGUGCAGUUAGAAACUUUAGCCCCACUGACUUUUACCACUCAGAAAUUCCAAACACAAGACCGCAUGACAUUCUGGAAAAACCUUCUCCUCCACAACCUCCUCCUCCUCCACCUCCUUCGGUUCCACAGACUGUGAUUCCAAAGAAGACAGGCUCACCUGAGAUUAAACUAAAAAUAACCAAAACUAUCCAGAAUGGCAGGGAAUUGUUUGAGUCCUCCCUCUGUGGAGACCUUCUAAAUGAAGUACAGGCGAGUGAGCACACAAGGUCAAAGCACGAAGGCAGAAAGGAAAAGAGGAAAAAAAGCAACAAGCACGAAUCGUCCAGGUCCGAAGAGCGCAAGUCACACAAAAUCCCCAAGUUAGAACCAGAGGGACAAAAUAGACCAAAUGAGAGGGUGGACACUGCACCAGAAAAGCCAAGAGAAGAGCCAGUACUCAAAGAUGCCGUCCCGGUUCAGCCAGUACUGUCUUCUGUUCCAACAACAGAAACGUCCACUGGUGUUAAGUUCCAGGUCGGUGAUCUUGUUUGGUCCAAGGUGGGAACCUAUCCUUGGUGGCCUUGUAUGGUUUCAAGUGAUCCCCAGCUUGAAGUCCAUACCAAAAUUAACACAAGAGGUGCCCGGGAAUAUCAUGUCCAGUUUUUUAGCAACCAGCCAGAGAGGGCGUGGGUUCAUGAGAAGCGGGUGCGGGAGUAUAAAGGCCAUGACCAGUAUGAAGAGUUACUAGCAGAGGCAGCCAAGCAGGCCAGCAACCACUCGGAGAAACAAAAGAUUCGGAAACCCCGGCCUCAGAGAGAACGUGCCCAGUGGGAUAUAGGCAUUGCUCAUGCAGAGAAAGCAUUAACAAUGACUCGAGAAGAAAGAGUGGAACAGUACACUUUCAUCUAUAUCGAUAAGCAGCCAGAAGAGGCUUCAUCCCAAGCAAAGAAGAAUGUUACCUCCAAGACCGAAGUCAAGAAACCCCGAAGACCAAGAUCUAUGUUGAAUAGUCAGCCAGAACAGACCAAUGCAGGGGAGGUGGCCUCCUCACAAUCAAGUACUGACCUUCGAAGACAGAGCCAGAGGCGACACACGAGCUUGGAAGAGGAAGAGCCACCUCCUGUUAAAAUAGCCUGGAAAACAGCAGCCGCAAGGAAAUCCUUACCAGCUUCCAUCACAAUGCACAAAGGGAGCCUAGAUCUGCAGAAGUGCAAUAUGUCUCCAGUUGUGAAAAUUGAACAAGUGUUUGCUCUCCAGAAUGCAACAGGAGACGGGAAGUUUAUUGAUCAGUUUGUUUAUUCAACGAAGGGAAUUGGUAACAAAACAGAAAUAAGUGUCAGGGGGCAAGACAGGCUUAUAAUCUCUUCACCAAGUCAGAGAAAUGAGAAGCCAACUCAGAAUGCAUCAUCUCCUGAGGCGACAUCUGGUUCUGCAGGCCCAGUAGAAAAGAAGCAGCAGAGAAGAUCAAUCAGGACUCGAUCUGAAUCAGAGAAAUCCAUCGAGGUUGUGCCAAAGAAGAAGAUCAAAAAGGAGCAGGUUGAAACAGCUCCUCAGGCUGCCCUGAAGACUGCGUUACAGAAAGGUGCCAGCGAGAUUUCAGAUUCCUGUAAGCCUCUAAAGAAAAGGAGUCGCGCCUCAACUGAUGCAGAAACAACUAAUUCCGCAUACAGAGACACAUCUGACUCCGAUUCCAGGGGACUGAGUGAUCUGCAGGUAGGCUUUGGAAGACAAGCAGAUAGCCCCUCAACUGCUGCUGAUGCAGAUGCUUCUGAUGCUCAGUCAGUGGACUCAAGUUUGUCACGGAGAGGCACUGGAAUGAGUAAGAAGGACACUGUGUGUCAGAUCUGUGAAAAUGCUGGUGACUCGCUGGUUUCCUGUGAGGGGGAGUGCUGCAGACACUUUCACUUGGAGUGCCUGGGGCUAACUGCAGUUCCCGAGGGCAGGUUCAUCUGUGAGGAGUGUGAGACAGGGCAGCACCCAUGUUUUUCAUGUAAAAUGUCUGGUAAGGAUGUGAAGCGUUGCUCUGUAAAUGUGUGUGGAAAGUUUUAUCAUGAAGCCUGUGUCCGAAAAUUCCCCACUGCCAUCUUUGAGUCAAAAGGAUUCCGCUGUCCCCAGCAUUGUUGCUUUUCCUGCUCUCUGGAGAAAGACAUCCACAAAGCGAGCAAAGGCCGGAUGAUGAGGUGCUUGAGAUGUCCAGUCGCCUAUCACUUUGGAGAUGCAUGUGUUGCUGCUGGAAGCGUAUCUGUGUCUUCCCACAUUCUCAUCUGUAGUAACCAUUCCAAACGGAGUAGCCAUUCUGCUGCUGUAAACGUAGGCUUUUGUUUCGUUUGUGCCAGAGGGCUGAUAGUUCAGGACCAUUCAGACCCCAUGUUCAGUUCAUAUGCCUAUAAAUCCCACUACCUACUGAAUGAAUCAAACCGUGCUGAGUUGAUGAAAUUACCUAUGAUUCCUUCUUCGUCAGCUUCCAAAACGAAAUGUGAGAAAGGUGGGACACUGCUCUGCUGUGAAUCGUGCCCUGCUUCCUUCCACCCGGAAUGCCUGAACAUAGCCAUGCCAGAAGGCUGCUGGACCUGCAACGACUGCAAAGCUGGCAAGACACUGCAUUACAAACAGAUUGUUUGGGUCAAGUUGGGAAAUUACAGAUGGUGGCCUGCAGAGAUCUGCAGUCCCAGGUCUGUGCCGCUGAACAUCCAGAGCCUUAAGCAUGACUUGGGGGACUUCCCUGUGUUCUUCUUUGGUUCUCAUGACUACUAUUGGGUACACCAAGGCAGAGUGUUCCCUUAUGUUGAAGGUGAUAAACACUUUGCUGAGGGACAGACUAGCAUUAACAAGACCUUCAAAAAAGCACUGGAAGAAGCUGCAAAACGUUUCCAGGAGUUGAAAGCCCAGCGGGAGAGUAAGGAGGCUUUGGAGAUGGAGAAAACAUCAAGAAAACCCCCUCCUUACAAACACAUCAAGGUUAACAAAGUGAUAGGAAAGGUGCAGAUCCAGGUGGCUGACCUGUCAGAGAUUCCCCGAUGUAACUGCAAGCCUGGGGAUGAAAACCCGUGUGGCCUGGAGUCGCAGUGUCUGAACCGAAUGUCGCAGUAUGAGUGUCACCCGCAGGUGUGUCCUGCUGGGCAUCGCUGUCAGAACCAGUGUUUUACAAAGAGGAUCUACCCCGACGCGGAGGUCAUCAAAACUGAGCGGAGAGGCUGGGGCCUCAGAACCAAAAGAAGCAUUAAGAAGGGUGAAUUUGUAAAUGAAUACGUCGGUGAAUUGAUUGAUGAAGAAGAGUGCAGACUUCGAAUCAAGCGAGCCCAUGAGAACAGUGUGACUAAUUUUUAUAUGUUAACUGUCACCAAGGACCGUAUAAUUGAUGCUGGACCAAAAGGAAAUUAUUCUCGUUUCAUGAACCACAGUUGUAAUCCAAACUGUGAGACACAAAAGUGGACAGUCAAUGGAGAUGUUCGAGUUGGACUGUUUGCUCUCUGUGACAUCCCUGCAGGCAUGGAGUUAACAUUUAAUUAUAACUUGGAUUGUCUGGGCAAUGGCAGGACAGUGUGCCACUGUGGAGCAGAUAACUGCAGUGGCUUUCUAGGAGUACGGCCAAAGUCUGCAUGUGCGUCAGCAGUUGAUGAGAAGACAAAAAAUGCCAAGAUAAAGAAGAGACGGAAAAUCAAAACAGAAUCAAAGCAAAUUCACGAGGAUUACUGUUUUCAAUGUGGGAAUGGUGGAGAGUUGGUCGUGUGUGAUAAAAAAGAGUGUCCGAAAGCAUACCACCUCCUCUGCCUUAACCUGACUCAGCCACCAUACGGAAAGUGGGAGUGCCCGUGGCAUCAGUGUGACAAGUGUAACAAGGCAGCCGUGUCCUUCUGUGAAUUCUGCCCACACUCCUUCUGUAAGGACCAUGAGAAGGGGGCUCUGGUGGCCUCUGCACUAGAAGGUCGUCUCUGCUGCGCUGACCACGACCCUGCAUCUCCUGUGCCACCAGAGUACUGGAGCAAGAUCAAAUACAAAUGGGAAUCACAAGACCGAGGAGAAGAUGCUAAGGAGUGAUGGUGGUGCUUUCCUCCC
This is a messenger RNA of Acomys russatus (golden spiny mouse), 4904 nucleotides long. It is a transcript of the gene Nsd3, whose product is annotated as nuclear receptor binding SET domain protein 3. Gene Ontology annotation, biological process: regulation of DNA-templated transcription. Lineage: Eukaryota; Metazoa; Chordata; Mammalia; Rodentia; Muridae. The transcript is spliced from 25 exons. Gene Ontology annotation, cellular component: chromatin; nucleus. The record is from RefSeq and is a predicted model, not a curated record. Gene Ontology annotation, molecular function: histone H3K36 methyltransferase activity. The coding region runs from base 570 to 4886 and encodes 1438 amino acids.